This is a messenger RNA of Dromaius novaehollandiae (emu), 975 nucleotides long. Its product is annotated as olfactory receptor 6B1-like. The record is from RefSeq and is a predicted model, not a curated record. Gene Ontology annotation, biological process: G protein-coupled receptor signaling pathway. Lineage: Eukaryota; Metazoa; Chordata; Aves; Casuariiformes; Dromaiidae. Gene Ontology annotation, cellular component: membrane. The transcript has a single exon. Gene Ontology annotation, molecular function: G protein-coupled receptor activity; olfactory receptor activity. Bases 1 to 975 code for a protein of 324 amino acids.
AUGAAGAACCAAACAACUAUCAGUGAGUUCAUUCUUCUGGGAUUUUCUUAUGGGCUGCAGGUCCAGACCCUACUUUUCCUGGUCUUUCUGAUCACCUACAUGGUGACAAUCAUUGAAAAUGCAAUCAUCAUCUUUGUGGUGAAUAGGAACCAUCACUUACAUAAGCCCAUGUAUUAUUUCCUGGGGAACUUGUCCUUCUUGGAGAUUUGGUACAUCUCAGUAACACUGCCCAGGCUUUUGUUUGGGUUCUGGUCACAGAGCAAGAGCAUCUCCUUCUCCAGCUGCAUGACUCAGCUAUACUUCUUCAUCUCCCUCAUGUGCACUGAAUGUGUCCUCUUGGCUGUGAUGGCCUAUGACCGCUAUUUGGCUGUCUGUCAUCCUCUGCGCUACGCAGCCAUCAUGACCCACAAGCUGUGUUUUCAGCUAUCAGUUCUCUCAUGGGCAGGAGGCUUCUCCAUCUCCUUGGUCAAGGUGUCCUUUAUUUCACGCCUCACAUUCUGUGGUCCACAAGUCAUAAACCACUUCUUUUGUGACAUUUCUCCAGUCCUGAACCUCUCCUGCACUGACAUGUCCCUUGCAGAAACAGUAGACUUUGCAUUGGCCCUUCUAAUCCUGCUGGUACCUUUGCUGAUCAUUGUUUUCUCCUACUGCUGCAUUGUGUCAACAGUCUUGUGCAUGCCUUCAGCCCAAGGAAGGAGAAAAGCCUUCUCCACUUGUACCUCACAUUUCACUGUGGUCAUCGUCUUUUUCUCAGCCACUCUCUUCAUGUAUGCCAGGCCCAGGAGGAUCCAUCCUUUCAACCUCAACAAAAUAGUGUCCAUCUUUUAUGCUGUAUUUACUCCAGCACUGAACCCUUUGAUUUAUUGUCUGAGGAACAAAGAGGUGAAAAAGGUUCUGAGAAAGAUCAUUAGCACAAACUGCUCUGCACAUCAGAUAAGUGCCUCGCCAAAGGAUAGAGCAGUGGAAGGACAGUAG